CUCCUGGACCAAUCAGAAUCUUCAUAACACCAAGAACGCAUGACAAUAUGGACGCAGACGUGCGCUGUCCCUGAGAACAUGAGGACGGCAGGAAGGGAGAGUUAGGAUUAACAAUGUAGGUCACGACAGUAAGCUGUAUAUCCAUGUGGACUGCGUGACAUUGUGUGCUAGCUGCUUAUCCUGCAUGGGAACCUGUUCAAGCUUCGUGAUCCCUGCUACACGUUAAAAAAAAGACCUCUUAAGUUGCACUUAGACACACACACACACACACACACACACACACACACAGACAUGUUCAAGUCCUUUCAGCGUGCUCCCAUGUGCAGCAUGAGCUCUCGUCUGCAUUGCACACCAGCUCUCAGACACAGCAGUGGAGCAGGACCUCACAAGUCUGGGGCUGCAGCAUGGCUUGAGUCUCUCUUCACGUGGCUCCAGAAACCAGUAAGGGGCUAUGGUGAGACCGUCUCUGGCAAAAAGAAGCGAGCAGGGCUUCUGUCUAUCUUGGCUGACCACUGCAGCUUUGUGACUGGACAGAGGCUGAGGCGAGCAUUACAGAUCGCAGAGCUCUACUCGAACCUUUACUCGGAGAGGAGCAGGCAGACACUGGUGGGCAACAUUUGGCGUGGACUGCAGAACAAGCAGGCCCCGACGGGCAAACUGCUGGCUGCCCUCGCAGGGGUUUUCAUGUGGGAGGAUGAGAAGAUAAAAGACGAUGAGAUUAGAAGGUGUGCGUGGGAACUCCAGGCUCUGGAUGAUGUAAAGCAGCAGACCACCAUGCGGAAGGCAAGUGUGCAGACUGAGGAUGGCUGGGAGAUUGUAAUGGAGAAGAAGAGCUUUAAAGUGUGGAGGAGACCCUUUGAAGGAAGCCAUUUGUUCGAGUAUCGAGUAUUUGGUUCCUACACCGAUGUUACUCCAAGACAGUUCUUCAAUGUUCAGUUGGACACUGAAUACAGGAAGAAGUGGGACGCACUGGUGAUCAAAUUGGAGGUGGUGGACCGGGACCUGGCCACGGGGUCAGAGGUCGUCCACUGGGCCACACAUUUCCCUUAUCCGAUGUACUCACGAGAUUAUGUGUACGUGCGGCGCUACAAAGUGGACGUAGAGAACAACCUGAUGGUCCUGGUGUCCAGAGCUGUGAAACAUCCCGUAGUUCCUGAGAUGCAAGAGUUUAUCCGAGUUCACUCGUAUCGCUCCAGGAUGGUCAUCCGACCCCACAAGUCCUUUGAUGAGAAUGGAUUUGACUAUCUGUUGACGUACAGCGAUGAUCCUCAGACGGUUUUCCCUCGUUACUGUCUGAGCUGGAUGGUGUCUAGUGGCAUGCCUGAUUUCCUGGAGAAGCUUCACAUGGCUGCUCUCCGAGCGAAGAACCACGAGGUUGGCGUUCAUGACUACGUGGGUGUGAUGAAGCCGGUGCAGCAGCCCUCUCCGGAGAGGCUGGAGGAGGAACCGCACUCGACGGGAUCCUCCCGUAUUUACGCAUGAGAGAAGUGUGCGAGUGGAGGGCGAUUCAUUAGACCUAAGAGACCUCGGGUUUGAUUCAGUACAGGCACGGAAGAGAUGAGCAUCGAGACAGAGCCUGAGGAGGAAAAAUGAGAGCGCGAGAGACUGAGAGCUUUUUCUCUUAUUGUGAACCUGCAGUUAGCGAGUGAGAAUCAGAGGCAUGCUUCUGCUGCUACCGCUGCUGCCAACAACACUGUUUCUAUUCUACACUUUGUGUGUGUGUGUGUGUGUGUGUGUGUGUGUGUGUGUGUGUCAUUCACUAUGUACACGUGGAAUUAUUUUGAGAGUCAGAACGGGAAAAAUUGGCAUGCACUCACUCAGCUGUCUAUUUAUUGCUCCUGGGAGUUUUACUUCCCCAAACUUCUUCUCAGGUAAAGAAAAGAUAAAUAAAUAAACCAGAGAGGAGAUGGGAGAGCGAUAUUUCUCUCUCUCUCUCUCUCUCUCUCUCUCUCUCUCUCUCUCUCUCUCUCUCUCUCUGCCAACAAUCUCACCAAGCUAGCAUAAAAUAUCCGUCCUAUCGCGAGUUGUCAACACUUAACGUCGCUAUAAUGUACAUGCUUAAAAUAUCCCAGUUCCUUUAAUACAAGGUGUAGUGCCAAUGCUUCUGAGCCUAGAUAAAAGAAUGUACGAUAAACCUCAGUCGAUACCACGCAUAAGAUUGAGUGCAAAAGUUUGUACACCUGUAGGACUUUUUUUUUUUUUUUAUCGAGCCCUCGUGUAUUAUAGAUAAGUUUCCUUCGUAGCAAAAAUGAUUUAAAUGAGAUCGUUUCAGAUUACUAUAGUGUCCAUCUUUCUAAUACGUGAUAUAACUCUCUCUAAACUCCAUGGUGUUCCAGACGUCCUAUACAUAGGGAAAAUGAACACUUAAUGAACAGAACGUCUUCCAUAGUUGCCUUUAUGCCUUUUAAUGCCUUUGAUGACAGAGCAAUGUGUGAUGUUAGCUGGAAAAGUCACAGCACAAUGAUCACCGAAAAGAAUAACACCAAAUAACACCGUGAUAAGAGUGCAUCAUGAGUUGGAGAGACAACUUUGUUUACAAAGAAAUGGUAGUCGUGUAGAGGAUGUGUUAUUAGCUUAGUUUUUGCUUUAAAAAAAAAAAAGUUCAUUUUUCCGGAGUAUAGAGACUUUACUUGAGACUGAUUUUCAAAUCUUGACGAAUUUACUUAAUAUUUUCAGCAAACUGCAGGACACGUUAAAUGUAACUGCUCGAAAUUCUUUCUGCCCAGAGAAGAGGAUUGGGGUCGGAAAAAGCCCACGAGAGUCGUGCGGUCUUGUCGUAUCACUCGUGCAUAUCACUUGGCUCAAACAUACUCUAACCCUCUGGUCCUCGUGUUUCUCAAAGCAGCAUGUCUUCAGGAAGUGGGGGAUAUUUCAUAGUGACCGCAGUGUCUUUACUAGCAUGCUACACUUCCUCUUCCUCUGCUGCAAGAGCCGUGUCUGUUUUCUCCUGAUUUGGCGUCACACGUUGUUUGUGCUCAUCACUGCUGAAUAGUAAUAAUAACAACACUUGCGUGAUCGAUACAAGCGGUAGUCUCGCAGCGUUAAUGAUAAGAGUCCACAAUUUCUGAUAAUGACAGUUGAGAUCAUUUUAAUUGCUGAAUCUCUACCAGUCGUGGGAUGGAUUGUAAUCUCGGACUAAAUAAACACCAUAGAUUUAUAUUUAUAAGCAUUUCUAAUGAGUCCUACUAGUAAAUAUUUAUGCAUUGUCUGUACUACUUAUCCUACUAUUCAAGACAGGAGAUAUUUUAGACUGGGUGGCAGUUCAUCACAGGGCACACACACACACACACACACACACACACACUAUGGAUGUGUCAGUAGUGUCUUUGGACUGUGGGAAGACUAAACAAUCUGAACUUGACCCUUCACCUUUCCUCUUGUGGUUGAGUUUGAAGCCUCUCAUCUCUAUGUCCGUCCAAGAGACUAAUGAAAGACGCUUAUUGGAAUAUUUUGAUAUGUGGCAAAUUAAUACAGUGCUUAAAUGUGGCAGCGUGUUUGUUUUAAAUUGUUUGAUGUAGCUGAUCUUUGGAUGGCUUUCUGGCGUAAAGGGUUAACGUGUUUACUUGUCUCAUGAGUUAAAAUUGAAUCUUCACCCAUUAUUUAUGUUCCAACACAACAAAAGCUUCCUGACCGAUUUCUCACACAUGCAAAUUUGUGGUAGUUCUCAGAAAUGUGUUUUCUUUUAUCGCAUAUUUGACACCACCUUUUGUUCGACUGCUAGAGCUACACUAGCGUUCAUACGUUAUUUCAUCCUUAAAAAGAAGAAAACCUCUCUGCAGAUAUAUUAAAUCCCACCUCCACUUUAUUUACAUGAUCGACUCUGAUGCAUCAGACACUAACGUCAGCAAUUCUCUGAACAUUUCUUUAUAUUUCGUUAUCAGUAUUCAAGCCGAGAGAUCAGAUUUCAGUCGUAUUAGUGGUGAAAGAUGUUUAAGUUUGUGGCUGUGAUGUUCCAUCGCUAUCAGCUAUCGUAAUCAAGAUACUCCAGACUAUUAACAUGGGAUUGUGAGCACAUCCCCAGUAUCAGAUUCAUAUCUGUGUGAAUUAACAUUUCCGUUAAUGAUCUUGCACUAUUCGAGAAUCUGAUCAAGAUGAUCUGAGACUAACUGGAUUGAUAGAAACCUUUUUUAAAUUCAUCUUCCAGUCAACAGGUCAUUGAUCAGGUUUUUUCUUUAGUCAAUUUUUUUGAUGGCUUGAGUGCACUCCGAACUUUAUCUUGACUGGUAUGAUGUUAUAUUUCUCUGAAAUAUAUCUGAAAAUGUGCUUCUUCUUGAAAUACAUUCUUAGAAAAGAUGCCAUUAUAAGGCAGGUACGGUGUGACGUAAUGUAGAUCCUUAUGAGAGCUUAACGUUAAAGCUUUCCCAGUUGCGAGCUCGGUGAUUAAGUGAAGGCUUUGACGGCCGGUUUAUUCCUUUGCCCACAGACGUAAUGUUUUCUUAUGUUGUUGUUUUGUGAGUGAAUCCUGUUGAAUCAGUAGCAUUCCUAGAGCUUUAUGAAGCGACCACAAUUCUCAUUGGAUUUCUCCAUUUAGGCCAGUCGUUUUUUUUUAUGUAUUAAGUCUCUCUCUUUUUAUUGCAGAAUUGCAGAGACACUGUCGCUAUAACAUCACAAAAUUAUUAAAUCCAGCCUGUUUUUAGCAGAUGUAUAAAAUUUUCUUGCAUUCAGGUGCUGUUUACUAAAAAUACCUAAAAGCAAACGUUCAUUCAUCUCAUUUAUUUCAUAAAACAAAACAAAACCCAGAACUCUGUAACACGUGUGUUAUGUAAUCCUGCUACAGUAUGAUAGGUUAUGAGAGUGAUGUGUAUUAAAUGUUGAUGAGUAAAAUGUGCAAAAUUGUUCGAUUUCUUUAAAAAAAACAAAAAACAAAUACAUUAACUGGAAAUCAAAAUUCGAUUUGGAUUCGAGUGAUUUAUUUUUUCUUAAUUGCCUUUUUUUUUCUUUAAUACGUAGGGCUUGGAAGGGAACAGUAGGUGAUACUGUAAUGCGUUGAGGUGUUGUUUUUUUUAAUAAAUUGCACUUCUUUAACACAGAUUUUCAGAAUGAAUCAAUGCCAAAACAAAGAGUUUUUCUAAAGUAAUGUUUAAAGAUCUAAAAGAAUGUUGAGAAAAGGUAAAAAGUGUGUUAAUAUAUAUUUUUUUUUCAAAAAUUCUUCUAGCGAGUCAAAGCAUAAAUGAACUCGUGUUUGAAGCAUGUGAUAAAUAUGGAUUUGCAUUUGAGGAAAUUGUUCAAACGGUUGUUUCAUACUUUCAGCAUGUAGAGUGUGUGAUGUGUAGAUGUUUUUAACAACUCUAUACACGUGUGUGUGUGUAGGGGUGGAUUAGGAUAAUGCUCAGCUUAUAAAUGUAACAGGUUUUUCUAGACUGAAAUGGUUCUUUCUUUGUUAAUUGUGUGUGUGUGUGUGUGUGUGUGUGUUUCCACAUGAAUUAGAGUUUAAUGAAGCAGCAAGUGUCACCUGUAUGUUGUCAGCUGUUGUCGUUUGUUUUCUCUCAUGUUACACACUGGCAUUUAUUAACAAUACAACAAUUUCCAUUAACA
Tachysurus fulvidraco (yellow catfish) is the source of this 5535-nucleotide messenger RNA. It is a transcript of the gene stard7, whose product is annotated as StAR-related lipid transfer (START) domain containing 7. The transcript is spliced from 9 exons. The record is from RefSeq and is a predicted model, not a curated record. NCBI's taxonomy places the organism in Eukaryota, Metazoa, Chordata, Actinopteri, Siluriformes, Bagridae. Bases 292 to 1482 code for a protein of 396 amino acids. Gene Ontology annotation, molecular function: lipid binding.